AUGAAUCGCAGUACUUCUGUUAAUAUUGAAGGGUCCCCGUUGCAAUAUCCGAGCAGGGAAACCAAAUUUUAUUUACAUCUGAUCAACGUUGCUAUAUCUUUUAUUGGAAUCUUCCCAAGUGUAUUUCAUUUCCUCGUGCUUUUGAGAAAAUCGAUGCGGCAAUUGACUGUUAACCAAUUUCUGAUAGGUAUCGUAGUUUGUGGGAUUAUCCACAAUGUAUGUAGUAUCAUCUAUUACAUACCUAUUUUGUGUGACCAUUAUUACAGUUUAAAGGUUCCGCUUGAAUGUGUACCAUCACAAAGCUCCUACGUCAAGAUAGCUUACGGUUUCUACUCCUCCUUGAUCAAUUCUGUUGCCAUAGUGAUGAUAACGUAUUUCACUGCUGCAAUGGCAAUAAUUAGAACUCUUGUGAUCAAAUUUCCACUUGCUAGGCGCAGCAAACGUCUGAUCUACUCAAAAAAUGGCUCGAAAAUCAUGCUAACCAUUAUUCUAGUCAUCUCACCUUUUUGGAUCAUCAAUUUUGCUAGUUUAAACGUAAUUGAGACUGGAGUUUGGGUACCGCCAAAAAAUUGCAAUGGAUUUUCUAAAAACAAUAUUGAAAAAAUGUAUGGCAUUGAGCAAACGGGAAUAUUUGGUCAACUUUUUUAUUUGAUAUUUUUCUUAACAGAGACUGUCCUAUUUGAAUUUAUCCCAUCAAUUUUACUUCUGAUCACCACAAUUUGUUUGAUUAUCGAGUUGAGGAAAAACCAGAAAAAGAAGACAUCGAUAAAGCAAUAUAGAUCAACGAGACUUGUGGCGUGGAUGACAAUUUCAUUUCGUGGCAAAUGCACCGUACAACUUGAUAUACAUCGUUUCGAUGGUGCUUUCAAUUCCCAUCUGGGGAUUUCGAAAUGA
Caenorhabditis elegans is the source of this 894-nucleotide messenger RNA. RefSeq names its product G-protein coupled receptors family 1 profile domain-containing protein (gene srw-36). Gene Ontology annotation, cellular component: membrane. Gene Ontology annotation, molecular function: G protein-coupled peptide receptor activity; G protein-coupled receptor activity. Lineage: Eukaryota; Metazoa; Nematoda; Chromadorea; Rhabditida; Rhabditidae. The record is from RefSeq and is marked reviewed. The transcript has 3 exons. Bases 1 to 894 code for a protein of 297 amino acids. Gene Ontology annotation, biological process: G protein-coupled receptor signaling pathway; signal transduction.